Messenger RNA from Notechis scutatus (mainland tiger snake), 435 nucleotides. The record is from RefSeq and is a predicted model, not a curated record. NCBI's taxonomy places the organism in Eukaryota, Metazoa, Chordata, Lepidosauria, Squamata, Elapidae.
GGGAAGCAGAAGAAGGCGUUUCCGCUCAGGCGCACAUCCGGGUUCUUUUGUCCCCGGGGUCGCAGCCGGGCGCCCUCCCCGCCGCCUCAGAUCCGCUGCAGCCUCUGAAGAUGGCCCAGUUCAAGCGGCAGAAGCCCCUGCGGACCAGCAGCCUCCAGGGAGCCCCCCGGGGGUCGUUUCCAGGAGCACAGCCAGCCUCUCUACUGGGACCUGCCCCGGGUCUAUUAAAUCCUCCUAUUUCAGCAGAUAUCAUUCAAGCAACCCGCCAUCUUCAGGGAGGAGAGAAGCAGCGUGUUUUUACUGGCAUUGUCACCAGUCUCCAUGAUUAUUUUGGCGUGGUGGAUGAUGAAGUUUUUUUCCAGUUAAGGUGAGUAGAACGGGAGCAGCAGAGACAGAAGCGGGCCUCAAAUGGCUGCUCGAGGACAGUGUAACGUU